AUGGCCAAGCUCGAUGGUGGCACGGGUGCGUCUUGGGUGCGCCCCUUGGAUAACGAUGUUUCGGGUCGGCUGGGAGUGGUGACGGGGGCAAGUGGCGGAAUCGGGUCUGCAUGUGCAAGAGCAUUGGCCCAAGAAGGAUGCGAUCUGGGCCUACACUACCACUCCAACCCAGAUUCUGCUGCCAAGCUUGCAUCGGAACUGCGUGCAAAGCAUCCGGCGCAAACGUUCACACUCCACCGGGCCAACUUAAGCAACAGAGAAGAGACCCAGAGCCUGAUCAGCUCCGUUCUCCAAGCGCACGCGGAGCGCCACAGGUCGAUCUCCAUCAUCGUGCUCAACGCUGGCCUGGCGCGACGGAUCCGAGAUGUAGCGGACAUCAGUCUGCAGGAUUGGGAAGACGUCAUCCAGGUCAAUUGUACUAGUCCGUUUAUCCUCUUGAAGAGCUGUCUGGAUGAUGCAGGCGGAAAGAUGCGCACUGCUCGCUGGGGAAGGGUCGUUCUGAUCGGCAGCAUCUCAAGUAAAGGUGGAGGAAUCAAUGGAUGCCAUUAUGCUGCGAGCAAAGGGGCGUUGUGUUCAAUGGGCUUGAAUCUUGCCCGCGUCCUGGCUCCCGACAACAUCACUGUCAACUGUAUCAGUCCUGCGCUCAUUGGGGAUACCGGGAUGGUCCCGGCGGUCCAGCCACCACGCCCACAUGGAGACCCGACAUCAACAGGAGAGUCCGGGACCCUGCAGCUGGCGGAUAUUGGAACACAGUUGGCUUCGACCAUCCCAUUGGGCCGGCUCGGCCAUCCCAGUGAGGUGGCCAACGUAGUGGUCAUGUUGGCCAAAACUGGAUACAUGACUGGCCAAGAGAUCGUCUUGGGUGGGGGCUUGCACUGA
Puccinia triticina is the source of this 879-nucleotide messenger RNA. RefSeq lists its product as uncharacterized. Bases 1 to 879 code for a protein of 292 amino acids. The transcript has 7 exons. Gene Ontology annotation, molecular function: oxidoreductase activity. The record is from RefSeq and is a predicted model, not a curated record. Lineage: Eukaryota; Fungi; Basidiomycota; Pucciniomycetes; Pucciniales; Pucciniaceae.